AACGCACUAAGCCAAGCCACGCCGCGUUAGAGUGGAUUAGAAUAAACAAGGCGAGGCACUUGAAGUCGUACCUUUCAAACGAACGAUCGAUCGAUCAAUCGUUAGGUUUUGCUUCGGCCGGCGGUGUUGAGCUCGAUGGCGGAGGUGGUGUAUAGGAGCAAGGAUAUGGAUCGGAUCAAGGGGCCGUGGAGUCCGGAGGAGGACGAGGCGCUGCAGAAGCUUGUGCACCGCCACGGGCCGAGGAACUGGUCAUUGAUCAGUAAGUCGAUACCCGGGCGGUCGGGGAAGUCGUGCCGGCUCAGAUGGUGCAACCAGCUGUCGCCGCAGGUGGAGCACCGCCCUUUCACGCCGGAGGAGGACGAGACCAUCAUCCGCGCCCACGGCCGCUUCGGCAACAAGUGGGCCACCAUCGCCCGAAUCCUCUCCGGCAGAACCGACAAUGCCGUCAAGAACCACUGGAACUCCACCCUCAAGCGACGGUACUCGUCCUCCGCUACCGCGGAUGCCGACGACAAUAUGGUGGAGAGGCCGCUCAAACGGACAUGCAGCGACGGGUCGGGCGUCUCGUCCGGUGGAGCAGAGCGUAGCCUGAAUGCCGGAAGUCCAUCAGGGUCCGAUCUGAGUGAUUCCAGCCAAAACGUGCCGAUAACUUCUCCGAUCUCCACUGUUCCCCUGAUCUACCGGCCUCUUCCGAGAACAGGCGGCGUAUUUCUUCCUUCUGCCGCCGCCGCCGCCAACUGCCAACAGGCCGAGCCGUGCACCACCGCCACGGCUACCUCCCCAUCUCCUCCUCUUAAGAGCAUGGAAGAUCCGGCGACCUCUCUCACUCUUUCCCUCCCCGGUUCAGACAUAAAAGACGCUUCCCACCACAGCCGGACCUCGGACGGCGGCAACAACAAUAAAAAGCAAAACAGUCUGACUCUUCUUUCCACGGAGAUGCCAGCUGAGGCGCGGUCAGCGACUCCGGCUACGAGGUCCAUGGACGAUGGAAAGAUCUGGGAGGCGGAACGGCGACGGCGGGCGUUGUCGUUUCCGUUCGGGCAGGAGUUCCUUGCGGCGAUGCAGGAGAUGAUCCGGCACGAGGUGAGGAGUUACAUGUCGGACUUGGAACGGAGCGGCGCUAUCCCAGGGCAGUCGCCGUUGCAAGCGGAGAGCGUUUGCAGUGCUCUGUUUAGGCGGAUCGGAGCAUCAAGGAUGCAGUAAAGUCAAAAGAGAAAUAUAGUGGGGGAAAAUAAAAAGAAAAAGAGAAAAAGUUCUCCUUUGUAAAUUUUCCUCCUUUAUUUCGCAAUGUUAGAAGAAAUAAACCAGAGAGAAUGAAUGGGUUGCUAAA
Messenger RNA from Zingiber officinale, 1330 nucleotides. Its product is annotated as transcription factor MYB44-like. The transcript has a single exon. Gene Ontology annotation, cellular component: nucleus. Gene Ontology annotation, biological process: regulation of DNA-templated transcription. Bases 136 to 1203 code for a protein of 355 amino acids. NCBI's taxonomy places the organism in Eukaryota, Viridiplantae, Streptophyta, Magnoliopsida, Zingiberales, Zingiberaceae. The record is from RefSeq and is a predicted model, not a curated record. Gene Ontology annotation, molecular function: DNA-binding transcription factor activity, RNA polymerase II-specific; RNA polymerase II cis-regulatory region sequence-specific DNA binding.